Phaeodactylum tricornutum CCAP 1055/1 is the source of this 1378-nucleotide messenger RNA. RefSeq lists its product with no specific name. The transcript has a single exon. Lineage: Eukaryota; Bacillariophyta; Bacillariophyceae; Surirellales; Neidiaceae. Bases 93 to 1319 code for a protein of 408 amino acids. The record is from RefSeq and is a predicted model, not a curated record.
UGAAAAUGAACAAAAGCUGUUCACUGUCAAUUGAAUCCAACCGGCAUUGUACAAAGUUUCCCUUUCUUUAAUAAUACUGUCUACAGAACAUUAUGAAAAGAUCGAGAAAGACUGUAACGGUCCCUGUUCUGGCAUCUUGCUUCUUUUUAGGAACAUUUUUGGAAAGGGCGGUGGCCUUUCUAUCCUUAAUCACAGUCAGGUAUGAACAUCGGACCAUCAGUGGGGCUAGCCCCAACUCCCUUUUGCAACCAUUAGUAUCAAAUCAAUGCUCUUGCCGUUCGUUACGCCUUUUCUCCGGCUAUGGAAUUGCAACAAAUUACACCUGGAAAGAAGAAGCAUUUGAAAUCGACGUCACCGUCACUGUCCCUGCUGACGUUGUUGCCAAAAACAUUAUUUUUCAACCAACGGGAAGGUCAAUUGAUUUACGAUACAAAUCCGAGACCAAGAAAGGCAGCAAUGGAGAUCGAUCCAAAACGAUUGUUCUACUCGAUGGCUCUCGCAAACUACGCGGAAAGGUUAACCUGGACGGCACCUACUGGGUGAUCUCGGACUUGCAGGACGACUUCGCCCAACGGCAAGUCACGGUAACGAUUGAAAAAAUCGUCCGUACGCCGAAGGAUGACUUUGAAGUUGUUGACUAUGACUGGAAGGGUAUCUACGUAGAUGAUACGGAAGAAGUGUUAGAGCGAAAAUACGAUGAGCCAGAGAAGCUCAAUGUUCGUGAAUAUGCAGCAAAAUUGGGGGUCGAUAUUGACAAUAUCGACAUGAGUAUGGUGGAUAAGACCAUGUUUUCAUCGGGAAUGAAUCUUACGCAAAAAAAUAUGGAUGAACUGACCAAAGCGGGAUAUUUGUCAGACGAAGAGGUCACUCAGCAAGCAGACGGAACAGAAUAUGUCACAAACGAGAUAGGCGAGCUAGAACGACUCUCAAAGCCCUACGAGGAUGAGAUUGGCGGCAGUGGCGAAGAGAGGAUGCCGUCAACUAAAAUACCUUUUUUGGACACCACUUCGCCUUGGCAUAACACAAUUCCAGUGCACGUUGACAAAGAAACGAACAAAACAUUCGUGCAACAGACGCGGAAUUUUACUCGGGCUGCUUUUGCCGAGGAUAGUGCCCGGGUGUCACUGGAUGAGCCUACACAAGAAGUACGGGUAUCCAAGGAUGCAAACGAUCCAAUCGACAUACUUACAGUUAAACGCCUCAAGGAUAUUCUUAAAUCGCAAGGGUUGAAAACCAGUGGCAACAAACAGGAACUCAAGGAUCGCUUACGGAAACAGGUCAACUCUUUAAUGCAAGGGAAGCAAAGCCCUCCAAAAUAAUUUACCAAGACUAUUCUCUAUGGUAACACAAUAUACUUAGGAUUUGUUUCAGAACUUUC